UUCGUUAUUAGACUGUUCGUGUAUAGUGAACCGAACCACACGUCAAAAUGUGUUAUAAAUUACUUUUUAUGUUUAUUAUAUUUCUUCUCAUAAGUGAUUCUAGUCAAAAGUUACAAAAAUCUGAUACAAAACCGUAUAUAUCAAAGUGUUGUCCCGCAAAAUAUUAUGUACAUAAUUUUGAGUGCAAAUCCAACGAAACAUUUGAUAAGGAUUUUUCAGAUAUCGAUGUAUAUAAUAGUAAUAGAACAAGAAUCAGAAGCUUGAGGGAUAAUUUUCAAAUUGUAUCUGGAAAUUUUAGGGAUCUCAUACCUAAUUUACCAAAUUUACAUUUUUACAUAAUCGAGAAUGGAAAUCUCGAUUUACUUUUUCAACAACCAAAUUCAGCGCCCGAGGUGAAAACAGUAAACAACGACAAAUUUUGUGUCGACUAUGAACUAACAUCGGACACAUUUUCACCGAUAUUCGGUGCAAUAUUUGAAGAAGAACCUCAGAAAGAUACGGUUUUUACAAUUUUAGCUCUGUUAACAUCCAGCAUAUUCUUGUUAUUGGUGCUCAUAAUUUAUGCACUUCUGAAAGAAUUAAGGAAUCUAAAAGGCAAAAUUCUCAUAGCCAUUGUCUUCAGUUUAAUGAGUGCCUUUAUUUUAUUGGCGACGUUGAAAAUUAUUUUUAACAAUACAAGUGUCCAAGUAUCUGAAGAAUUUUGUUAUGGAUUCACUGCGUCCAUUUACUUCCUUUUCUUGUCUGCUUUAUGUUGGAUGAACGUCAUGUCUUUUGACAUCUGGUGGACAUUAAGGAUGACUACUCGACGAACAGUACGUCGCCGUGAAGGACAUUAUAAGUUUACUGUCUACUGUAUCUACGGUUGGGGCAUGCCGCUCGCAAUGGCCAUAGGUUUGAUCGCUAUAGACGUAUCUGAGAUACCAGAGAGUAUUGUCAAACCUAAUAUCAUACUAAACGGAUGCUUUCUAGCAGAUAAAGCAAAAUUAUUGUACAUGGAUAUUCCCAUGCUGUUGUUGAUUUCUAGUAAUUGGAUAUUCUUUCUGGUGACGGCAUAUAACUUUUGGUGUUUUGGAAGAGAAACUCAGAUGCUUAAUCACAAUAACGUAAACAAACAUCGCAAGAAAAGAGAAAGAUUCUUGGUUUAUUUAAAGUUAUCUAUUGUCAUGGGAAUAAGCUGGGUUACAGAAGUAAUCAGUACAUUUUUACCAAAUUUGAUGAUGUGGUAUAUUACUGAUGCAUAUAAUAUGUUCAUUGGUAUUGCAAUAUUUUUCAUAUUCGUAUGUAAGAAGGACAUUCGAAUCAAAUUGGCUAAACGGUUUCUCUGCUGCCCUGCCGCCUCAUACAAAUCAUCGGCUCUCUUGCAAACUCCGUCGAGUUCUUGGUAGACGUUUACCAAAAAAUAUCUAUAAAGAUAUUUUACUUCUAUAUAAAUAGACAUUAUAUUUAUUUAGGGUCGAACCCAUUGUAUUUGUUGCGUAUGACGACAACGCAAAAUGAUUAAUAUGAAAGAAAUGUAAAAUGUAAAUGUAAAAUUAACAAGCGUUGCUUAGCUUAACUCAAAUAAUGUGAAAUUAAUAUUAGAGAACAUUCUAUGUGGAGUUAAUUUUUUUUUGUAAGUGUAUGUUUUAUGAGAAUGUUGAUUUAUAAUUAAUGUUUUUUUUUAAUGAUAAGAAAAUAUCUGAGAUUGUUGAGGUAAUUAAUUUUGUCUUAAAUUAAUAUAGAUAAAAGAGUAGGCAAUAGUUCUGAGCAAGAACUACAUGUCCGUCUCAUUUGCACGACUGGCAGCCGCUUUAGUGUACGGACGGCGUGCCGGUUGAGCUCACUCAGGUGGGGACAAAAAUAAUGGGAAUUUGUAUAAAAGGGUGCCUAAUUGUUGGGUGGUAAGACGAGGUGCGAUCUCAUAGGAGACACCCUCAGGAUAGACGUCACUUGGAGCCCGGAGUGUACUUUACAUGAACGAUGGAGUAAUUCCCACAUUUGUGAUUGCUUACUUUUGUCGACUUAUUGUUAAUCUUAUACGUUUCUGGAAAGCAUAACCACAACAGCUGCUUCAACAACAAAUACUUCUAAGCUCGAGCUAAUUCUUAUUAAACAGCUCCGAACCGUAAGACCCCUUAGAAUAUGAUACUUAAUAUUAAAGAUUAUAUGAAUUAUCUAUAUGAUUAUUACAGACUGCAUCGAGAUAUCGUUGCUCAAGCGUUCGAAUUGGUUUGUAAGGCCGUAUUCAUGUGCGAAAUAUUUUUGUUUUUAUUAUUUGUAGUGUUCAUACCGUCGGUGUAUAAUCGCUAUAGUUCGAUUUGUCUCAUUAGGUGUAAGUUUUUAAAUACAACGUCAGAGUUAUGCAAAAAGUAUUUAGUUAAAAGU
Vanessa tameamea is the source of this 2364-nucleotide messenger RNA. RefSeq names its product G-protein coupled receptor Mth2-like. Lineage: Eukaryota; Metazoa; Arthropoda; Insecta; Lepidoptera; Nymphalidae. The transcript has 8 exons. The record is from RefSeq and is a predicted model, not a curated record. Gene Ontology annotation, molecular function: G protein-coupled receptor activity. Gene Ontology annotation, biological process: cell surface receptor signaling pathway; G protein-coupled receptor signaling pathway. The coding region runs from base 48 to 1385 and encodes 445 amino acids. Gene Ontology annotation, cellular component: membrane.